Messenger RNA from Emiliania huxleyi CCMP1516, 483 nucleotides. RefSeq lists its product as hypothetical. The coding region runs from base 1 to 483 and encodes 160 amino acids. The transcript is spliced from 8 exons. Lineage: Eukaryota; Haptophyta; Isochrysidales; Noelaerhabdaceae. The record is from RefSeq and is a predicted model, not a curated record.
AUGCUGGGGGCGGUGGCGGUGCCUCCGACUGCGCCGCCGGUGCUGAUGCUGGGGGCGGUGGCGGUGAUCUCAUGGCGCCCUCCGGUGCUACGGCUUGCGGCGGCGGCAGAGCAGCUGCAGCCGCCUCCGACUGCGCCGCCGGUGCUGAUGCUGGGGGCGGUGGCGGUGCCUCCGACUGCGCCGCCGGUGCUGAUGCUGGGGGCGGUGGCGGUGCCUCCGACUGCGCCGCCGGUGCUGAUGCUGGGGGCGGUGGCGGUGCCUCCGACUGCGCCGCCGGUGCUGAUGCUGGGGGCGGUGGCGGUGCCACGGCGCCCCUACGGGUGGGCCGCGGCUCGGGUCAGGGGCUCGGUCGGCGAGGCGUGCGGCACGGAGCGAGCGCUGCCAGGUCGGCGCGUCCAGCUUCUGCAGCCACGCCCUCUUCGCCUCCUCUUCCACGCCGCGCUGGCUGCACGCCUGCUGCACGCCCGCGUCGCACUUGGCUAG